AUGUCGAUUACUGGUGCGGUAGCGGGGUUCUUUUAUGUCACUACCUAUUCGCCAUCGUGCAGGGUGAACGAUGGUAAGCUUUACGGUCUGGAAGCCGCAUAUACUUGCAUCAGACUUGGGCAACCAGGCACCAUGAUAUUCGUGAUGAUGACAGACAGUACCCGUGCAUUGCCUAUGUCUCUAGGCAUAAAUCUAGGUACUGCGCAGUUUUCAUGCCCUGACGUGAUACUGCUCGGCUAG
Molecule: messenger RNA, 240 nt
Organism: Aspergillus niger
Lineage: Eukaryota; Fungi; Ascomycota; Eurotiomycetes; Eurotiales; Aspergillaceae
Exons: 2
Coding region: 1-240 (79 amino acids)
Source: RefSeq, a predicted model, not a curated record